GAUCGAAUUCUAUUGGUCCCUUGUGCCUCGCCACGGAUUACUACCCCAUCUUCUCCGCUUCACUCAAUCUCUGCCGUUGGUUCAGAGAAGCAUCGACGCUCCAUAUAUUUCUAAUUCUGCCGAUAAAUUGCUUGCCCUAGAUGGUGACACCGUCAAGUCUCCUGAAACAGAAAACGGGCUUGAUUUCCUCUCUGCAUUGAGAUGGCACGAACCAAGCAAACUGCUCGCAAGUCCACCGGAGGGAAGGCGCCGAGGAAGCAGCUGGCCACCAAAGCGGCCAGGAAAUCGGCUCCUGCGACCGGGGGUGUGAAGAAACCCCAUAGGUUCAGGCCGGGAACGGUGGCGCUGCGGGAGAUCAGAAAGUAUCAGAAGAGCACGGAGCUUCUGAUCCGAAAGCUUCCGUUUCAGAGGCUGGUGAGAGAGAUUGCUCAGGAUUUCAAGACCGAUCUUCGAUUCCAGAGCAGUGCUGUGGCUGCAUUGCAGGAGGCGGCCGAGGCAUACUUGGUUGGGCUAUUUGAGGACACCAAUCUCUGUGCCAUUCAUGCGAAGAGGGUAACCAUCAUGCCUAAGGAUAUUCAACUCGCUCGUAGAAUUAGGGGUGAGAGGGCUUAGUCUUUCUGGAAUUGUUGCCAACAUGUCAUGUGCUACAUUUUAGUCCUGCUUUAGCUAAGCAUCUUAAGUACUUUCUACUCGCCUUCAAAGCCUCAGGCCAGAAUCCAUCCCAUGUAAUUGAAAUUUAAUCUAUAUAUUGAUUGGAUUAUCUCGUCUUUUCUUUA
Molecule: messenger RNA, 776 nt
Organism: Prosopis cineraria
Lineage: Eukaryota; Viridiplantae; Streptophyta; Magnoliopsida; Fabales; Fabaceae
Product: histone H3.2
Exons: 1
Coding region: 202-612 (136 amino acids)
Cellular component (GO): nucleosome
Molecular function (GO): protein heterodimerization activity; structural constituent of chromatin; DNA binding
Source: RefSeq, a predicted model, not a curated record